This is a messenger RNA of Pteronotus mesoamericanus, 1139 nucleotides long. It is a transcript of the gene MYL1, whose product is annotated as myosin light chain 1. The coding region runs from base 360 to 812 and encodes 150 amino acids. NCBI's taxonomy places the organism in Eukaryota, Metazoa, Chordata, Mammalia, Chiroptera, Mormoopidae. The record is from RefSeq and is a predicted model, not a curated record. The transcript has 7 exons. Gene Ontology annotation, molecular function: calcium ion binding. Gene Ontology annotation, cellular component: contractile muscle fiber; myosin II complex.
CUGCCACUGAACAAAUAAGAAGCUUCUUGAAGGAAGACACCCCAGGAGAACGUCUCAGGAAUCAAGACCAUAAAAGUACUGACAGGCUUCGGACUCACUAUGGAUGUCUACUCCAACUUUGUGGUUUCCUAAAAAUAGCCCUCAGGGUACAGAUUCCUCUCUCUCUUUGCCCUAAGAAAGCUAAGGAACUCUCCAAGGGGAGGGGCCUCUUCUCUCUGAAAUCUGAUGCUAGCUGUGAGGUCACAGCUUCCCCAGAAAUAAAAGGCCACCUCAGCAAGGGUGGCCCCCAAGCAGGGACUGGAGCAGCCCUCAGCUCACUCUUCAGCCUCGCCACUGCAUUGCAGCCCCGCGGCUCCAUCAUGUCCUUCAGUGCUGAUCAGAUUGCUGAUUUCAAGGAGGCAUUUCUACUGUUUGACAGAACAGGUGAAUGCAAGAUCACCUUAAGCCAGGUUGGGGAUGUCCUUCGGGCUCUGGGCACAAAUCCCACCAAUGCAGAGGUCAAGAAGGUUCUGGGAAACCCCAGCAAUGAAGAGAUGAAUGCCAAGAAAAUUGAGUUUGAACAAUUUCUUCCCAUGAUGCAAGCUAUUUCCAACAACAAGGACCAGGGCACUUAUGAAGACUUUGUUGAGGGUCUGCGUGUCUUUGACAAGGAAGGCAAUGGCACAGUCAUGGGUGCUGAACUCCGUCACGUUCUAGCCACACUAGGUGAAAAGAUGAAAGAGGAAGAAGUGGAAACGCUAUUGGCAGGUCAAGAAGACUCUAAUGGUUGCAUCAACUACGAAGCUUUUGUCAAGCAUAUCAUGUCUAUCUAAAUGGAACUCUCAAGAUCAAGAAUUGUUUAGAAAGACUGGCUGGAAACUUAUUUUAUAACACCCAUGUCCAGAUCCGUUCACCAUCAUUCAGAAAAACAAAACAAUGUGGACUGUUCUAGAAUGAAGGACUCCUUGAAUUUUUUUAUACCUUAUGUUUCCCUCUAUGUCCUGCUCAUACCACACAAACCAAGUGUCUCCUGUUCUAGACAAGGAUAAAAGUCUGGCAAUCCCAAACCCAAGCACCACUCUUUAUUCUCUGCCAUGGGUCAAUGAACAUUCUUAAAUUAAUAAGUCAAUAAAUAAUUUUGGUCAGUCUGUAAUAUUCAA